AUACCGACAGAUUAUGAACUAGGGCAGAGGAUGGAUUGGCAAACUUCCAAUGGGAUCAAUUUCCCCACAUUGCCUUCUGUCACGCUUACGCUGGUGGCAGGUCUUGGGUAUGCUCGUGGACGAUGUCGCCGCCGGAAGUCCCAAUUGGGCUAACCGGCCCUCAUUGAUCAAAGGGACCACUGGGAAGUAAGGACUGCGGUAACUACGGAAUUUUAUAAAAUGAAACUUGGUUCUCCGAGUCGAAAGGGCCUUGUAGUGCUAUACUCUAAUUGAAGACUCCGAAAUCCAUUAACUAUACCAGGUACCUAAAUUAUAAACUCAUAGUUCAAUUUGGGCUGAGUCGUGGAACGGAGUAUAACAUCGAAGCGCUCAAUUCAUCCAACAUGCCAGGAAUAGAUAUAGACAGCAACCACUUAAAUGGCCAUACGAAUGGGCAUACCAACGGAAUUGCAAAGGGUUUCAAGAACCCGUCACUGCAAGUUACCGAGGAUCAUCAGUUGAAAUUGGUGGAUGCUCCUAUUGAGGAACCUGGCUAUGGAGAAGUGACCUUGCAGAUCAAAUGCUCAGGUAUAUGCGGAUCAGAUAUGCACCUUUGGAAAUCGGGCCGCAUUGGGUCUCUCGAGGUUAAGGGUGAUUGCAUCCUAGGACAUGAAGCUGCUGGUGUUGUGCUUAAGUGCGGCGAGGGAGUGACCAACCUCAAGCCAGGAGAUAGAGUUGGUAUCGAACCCCAGGAGCCGUGCGAAAAAUGUUUCCUCUGCAUGGAAGGUCGGUACAACCUUUGUGAACAGGUUAAAUUUUCUGGGAUAUGGCCCUAUCAUGGAACAAUUCAGAGAUUCAAGGUUCACCCGGCCAAGUGGCUAUAUAAGAUCCCAGACAAUCUCAGCUAUUCCGAGGGCGCACUACUCGAACCAUUAAGUGUGAUAUUACACGGUAUUAACGGAGCCAAUGUAAAACUUGGUCGCCCGGCGUUGGUUUGCGGCGCAGGCCCAAUUGGACUCGUUGCUUUGGCUGCUGCCAGGGCUUCCGGUGCUCACCCGCUCGUCAUUACAGACAUUGAUCCAAAGCGUCUCGAAUUCGCCAGGCAGCUUGUCCCACGGUGCCAAACAUACCAAGUCAACUCAGAACUGAGCGCUGAGGAAAACGCCAAAGAGAUCCGGAAGCUAUAUGGCGAGGACGAGUAUUCGGCGCCGGCAUCAGUGAUGGAAUGUACCGGCGUGGAGAGUAGCGUCUGCACGGCCGCCUUCUCUGUUCGUAGAGGAGGAACACUCAUGGUGAUUGGAGUUGGAAAACCAGUCAUGAACAACAUUCCCUUUAUGCAUUUAUCCCUUGCCGAGGUUAGUCUUGUUAACAUGACUGCCAUGUAUUGUUUAGGGGGCUUAACAGCUAACGCCGUACAGAUCGAUCUGAAGUUUAUCAACCGGUAUCGGGACACUUGGCCAGCCGCUAUACAAUGCAUGAGCGGCGGCAUACUUGAUCUCAAUAAAUUGGUCACACAUAAGUUCCCGCUCGAGAAAGCACUUGACGCGUUUCAAUUAAACGCCACUCCCGGUAACGGCAGUAUCAAGAUCCAUAUUGUCGAUGAUGUUGAAGCGUCAUUAUAGCGAACGAGCAAGCCAGCUUUCGCAUAUCUUGUAUAAAAGUUCGAUGUAGUUGAUAUAAAAGAGUCAUGUAGUAGUAGUAAUGCAAGUCAAGGAACUUUCGAUAGCUAUGUA
Molecule: messenger RNA, 1712 nt
Organism: Daldinia caldariorum
Lineage: Eukaryota; Fungi; Ascomycota; Sordariomycetes; Xylariales; Hypoxylaceae
Product: GroES-like protein
Exons: 4
Coding region: 384-1601 (405 amino acids)
Biological process (GO): D-sorbitol catabolic process
Molecular function (GO): L-iditol 2-dehydrogenase (NAD+) activity; zinc ion binding
Source: RefSeq, a predicted model, not a curated record